AAAUUGUUUUCUCAAACCCAAAAAACCUAAAACCUUAAACCUCCGUAUGUGUUCCGUCGUUAGCCUCCUGCUAAUCUCCAUCUCAGAUCGCAAUUUCUCCCUUUUCCGGUCACUGCUCCGGCUUACGACUAUAGCGUUCCGAGAUAAAGUUCGGCUGUGUUAAUUAAAUUCGCCGUCGGAGGGAUUUUACGGAUAUGGCUGUUGUUGAAUCGCAUGGGGAUUUAGGUUAUUGUCGAUUGAGGUAAAUGGAUGUCGAGGGUUUGCUCAACUCUUCGCUCUCCUUAUCUUUGAAGCUGGUUCUAUAGAUUGGUUAGUAGAUCUUACAAAUUGCAAAGAUUGGAGAUUUGGGGGAUUUGAAUAAGCUACAUGUUAUUCGGGUAUGUUUAGGCUCGAGGGAGGCCCUGGAUCAUGCUAUCUCUGCGACACAUUCGCAGAUUCUGCCAUUUUCCUUCCUCUGCAGCCACUGGUAUUGCAUAUGUUUCAACAGAGUCCAAUCAGAUCCAGGGUUUGAAACCGCUCGAGGAACCUGCCCUUGUGAAGCUUAAAUCUGAGCGAGACCCUGAGAAGCUAUACAAUCUCUUUAAAGCUAAUGCCACUAACCGUUUGGUGAUUGAAAAUCGAUUUGCUUUUGAAGAUACGGUCUCUAGAUUAGCUGGGGCAGGUCGGCUUGAUUUCAUUGAGGAUCUGCUUGAGCAUCAGAAGACACUUCCACAAGGUAGGCGUGAGGGUUUCAUUGUUAGGAUUAUAAUGUUGUAUGGCAAGGCUGGAAUGACGAAGCAAGCACUUGAUACUUUCUUCAAUAUGGAUUUAUACGGUUGCAAAAGAUCUGUUAAGUCCUUCAAUGCCGCUCUUCAAGUCUUAUCUUUCAAUCCUGAUCUCCACACCAUCUGGGAGUUCCUUCACGACGCCCCAUCGAAGUAUGGCAUUGAUAUUGAUGCGGUUUCUUUUAACAUUGCCAUUAAAUCUUUCUGUGAGCUGGGUAUUCUUGACGGGGCCUAUAUGGCAAUGAGGGAGAUGGAGAAAUCAGGGUUAACACCAGAUGUAGUUACAUAUACUACACUUAUAUCGGCGUUAUACAAGCACGAGAGGUGUGUGAUUGGAAAUGGAUUGUGGAACCUUAUGGUCCUCAAGGGCUGUAAGCCGAACCUCACCACUUUUAAUGUUAGGAUUCAGUUUUUAGUGAAUAGGAGACGAGCUUGGGAUGCAAAUGAUCUGUUGCUGUUGAUGCCUAAACUCCAGGUGGAACCGGACAGCAUAACAUAUAACAUGGUUAUCAAAGGGUUUUUCCUUGCGAGGUUCCCUGACAUGGCGGAAAGAGUUUAUACAGCGAUGCAUGGUAAGGGGUACAAACCCAAUUUGAAGAUAUACCAGACGAUGAUUCACUAUUUGUGCAAGGCAGGAAAUUUUGAUUUGGCUUAUACAAUGUGCAAGGAUUGUAUGAGAAAGAAGUGGUACCCAAACUUGGACACAGUUGAGAUGUUGCUCAAAGGGCUUGUGAAAAAGGGGCAGCUUGAUCAGGCUAAGUCGAUCAUGGAGUUAGUUCACAGAAGAGUACCUCCUUUCAGGUCAAAACAGUUGCUCUCCCUUAAGUCCAUUUUGUAAUGUUUACAUGAAAUGGAACAAAUUUGCUACAUGUACACGACAAUGCGGCCAAAAGAAUUCUUUCUUUCUUUCUCCUGAGUUUAUUUUGUAUAGCUGUGGUGGAACUGGAAAUGGGAUGUAGCCUCAUAUUAGGAGGCACACUUAUCUUCCAAUCAGAUUCAACUAUUUGUUGUUCAAUGUGAAUAAAGCUUAGGAUGAUUUGGAAACUUCAAUGGAGGGAUACCCACUGGAGAGCAAAAUGGCAUACACAAAGCAGGGACCAUGUGCUGAAGAAACCAAAAGGAUCUUCGUCUGACGAUGCAAAAGCUCUUGAGCACCUGGAAAAAUGAGUUAUGUUGUAAGCUUCAUCUAGCCAAAUUAAAAGCACUAAACAUAUAACAAAGGAUAUCAACGUUGAUAGCUUUUUCUUGAUAUAGCACGAAUGUAAACAACAGAGAAUAGAACAGAGACAACAUUACCAGCAAUGAAUAUUUUUAUUAUUAUGUCGAAUAAAUACAUUUUCCCACAAGUGACAGAGCAAACAAAAUUCA
Arabidopsis thaliana (thale cress) is the source of this 2132-nucleotide messenger RNA. RefSeq names its product Tetratricopeptide repeat (TPR)-like superfamily protein. The transcript has 2 exons. The record is from RefSeq and is marked reviewed. The coding region runs from base 409 to 1602 and encodes 397 amino acids. Gene Ontology annotation, cellular component: mitochondrion. NCBI's taxonomy places the organism in Eukaryota, Viridiplantae, Streptophyta, Magnoliopsida, Brassicales, Brassicaceae.